Messenger RNA from Malassezia restricta, 507 nucleotides. RefSeq names its product dynactin 6. The transcript has a single exon. Gene Ontology annotation, cellular component: dynactin complex. Gene Ontology annotation, biological process: mitotic spindle organization. Gene Ontology annotation, molecular function: dynein complex binding. NCBI's taxonomy places the organism in Eukaryota, Fungi, Basidiomycota, Malasseziomycetes, Malasseziales, Malasseziaceae. The record is from RefSeq and is a predicted model, not a curated record. The coding region runs from base 1 to 507 and encodes 168 amino acids.
AUGGCCACCGACUCGAAUGUCACGGUCCAGCAGCGCGUCGUCAUAGCGGCGGAUACGGUAGUGAGUGGUCAUGUUGUGAUCAAGUCGGGCACGGUCGUUCAUCCGCAUGCUACGUUAGACGCGUCGCGCGGCCCCAUGGUAGUGGGUGAGAAUUGCAUCGUGGAGGAACACGUCCACCUAGUCAGCCCGCCGCAGGGCAUGACAGUGGGCGACGGCAAUGUCUUUCGCAUAGGAUGCCAUGUAUCUGCGCCUGAUAUUGGCAACUGUAAUGUGUUUGAGCCCGCGUCCCGCAUAGCCACGUCCAUUACCAACUUUUGCGUGGUAGGCGCAGGAUGCACGGCCGAUGGGCCUGCGCUGCCGGAACGCACGGUCGUGUAUGGCGCGGCGUCCGAACAUCGCACGUGGAGUGGCGACGGGAUUGGACAGCAGCUCGCCUUGCACGCGAAGCACCUCGUCUACCUACGUGAUCAGAUAUCCAAGUCGCAUAAACUUCGUGUCAUUCGGUAA